Molecule: messenger RNA, 1606 nt
Organism: Myzus persicae (green peach aphid)
Lineage: Eukaryota; Metazoa; Arthropoda; Insecta; Hemiptera; Aphididae
Product: probable deoxyhypusine synthase
Exons: 7
Coding region: 517-1572 (351 amino acids)
Biological process (GO): peptidyl-hypusine biosynthetic process
Cellular component (GO): cytoplasm
Molecular function (GO): deoxyhypusine synthase activity
Source: RefSeq, a predicted model, not a curated record
UUCUUACUAAAAUCUUAAUAGAGUAUAGUCCUACAUAGACUUAGGUAGAUAAAUCUUAAUUCAUGAUUAUUGUCUUCAUUUUGUCAUAAACCAUGGAAACGAGAUUAUAUUAAGGCAGUAAGGCUCUAAUUUUUUAAAGAGUCCUAAUUAUCCUAUUAUAGAACCGGCCACCGGUUAAUGGUUAUCACGAUUUAAGAUAUGCUGUUAUUACAAUUUACAGUGUAGAUUUUUAAAUCGUGCCGGCUACCAACGUACAACCCAAAAACGGCAAACAAUAAUAAUAUUAUGGUGAUUGGUGAUAACAUAGUUGAACUAUGAUAGCUCGGACUAAAAUCUGAAUAGUAUUCUAAAGCAUGGCACGAAUUACGAAUGCACGAUGCUCUAAUGACUAAUAUAGUAUCCUAACCUGUUGUGCCAUAACUGUUAUAGUUAUUUAAAAAUAUUUUACAUUAUUAUUGUAAUUAAUUAUUUUGUAGUUUGUAUAUUUCAUUAAGACGUGUAGGAGCAAACGUUGGUAUGGAGCCACAGAAAGCAUCAGAUGCAGUUUUGAAAAAGAGUCUGGACAUUUCGUCAGAAAAUCCAACUGUAAAAGGUUAUGAUUGGAACAAUGGAAUCGACUAUGAACAAUUACUGUCGGUCUAUCGGUAUUCUGGAUUCCAGGCAACAAAUUUUGGAUUAUCUGUCGAACAGAUAAAUAAAAUGUUAGACGAAAGAGAAAAACCAUUUGAAGAAGACAUUCAUGAAGAAGACGAAUUUAUCAAACGCCGUUCAAAUUGUACAAUGUUCCUUGGUUAUACAUCAAAUAUGGUUUCAUGUGGUAAUCGUGAUGCAAUACGCUUUAUUGUCCAACAUAAAAUGGUCGAUUGUAUAGUGACAACUGCUGGAGGAGUCGAGGAAGACCUAAUAAAAUGUUUAGCUCCUACAUUUAUAGGAGAUUUUCAAUUAAAAGGUAGCACUCUCCGUGAAGAUGGCCUCAAUAGAAUUGGCAAUUUAUUAGUUCCAAACAACAACUACUGUAAAUUUGAGAAUUGGGUCAUGCCUAUUUUAGACAAGAUGCUCGAAGAACAGAAUAUUGCUUGGACUCCAUCUAAAAUAAUUGAAAGAUUGGGCUUAGAAAUAAAUGAUGAACAAUCAAUAUGCUAUUGGGCAGCAAAGAAUAAGAUACCCAUAUUUUGCCCGGCUUUAACCGAUGGUAGCUUAGGAGAUAUGAUGUACUUUCAUUCCUUUAGAAACCCUGGUCUCAUUAUUGAUAUAUUAAAAGAUUUGAGAAGAUUGAACACGAUGGCGGUUAAAGCAGCUAAAAGUGGAAUGAUUAUAAUUGGAGGUGGAGUGAUAAAACAUCAUAUUUGUAAUGCCAAUUUGAUGAGAAAUGGUGCUGAUUAUUCGGUUUAUUUGAAUACUGCAUCAGAAUACGAUGGCAGUGAUUCUGGAGCUCGACCGGACGAAGCUGUUUCGUGGGGUAAAAUAAAAGCAGAUGCUACACCAGUAAAAAUUUAUGGUGAUGCAACACUUAUAUUUCCACUUUUAGUUGGAGAAACCUUUGCAAAACGAUAUCAUAAAAAUAAAAAAUGAAUCUAUGAAAUAUAUUUAAAUAUUAUUACACAAA